GGAGUUGUUGGACAGCCAUUGCAGUGUCGUGGCUCAGUAACAAAACACGAAAGAGGAGAGGAAGAUCUGGCAUCUCGCAGGCUCUCUUUUUUUUUGGACCGAGAGACCAACUUACAUGACUAUUGGAGCAAACACACUCGGUAAAUUAAUCUACACCUAAAUAGCGGGAUUCAACAGCUCCGGAUAUGUCAUUCCUGUUUGAUUGGAUUACUACAGGUUUCAAUAGCGUACUACAGUUUUUAGGACUGUACAAGAAAUCCGGCAAGUUAGUAUUUCUUGGCCUGGACAAUGCUGGCAAAACGACGCUACUGCACAUGCUCAAAGAUGACAGAUUGGGACAGCAUGUGCCAACUUUACACCCAACCUCAGAAGAGCUGACGAUCGCUGGCAUGACUUUCACCACCUUUGACCUUGGAGGCCAUGCACAAGCUCGCAGAGUGUGGAAAAACUACCUCCCUGCCAUUAAUGGCAUUGUCUUCCUUGUGGAUUGUGCAGACCACACCAGAUUGGCCGAAUCAAAAGCAGAACUUGAUGCAUUAAUGACAGACGAGACCAUCGGAAACGUGCCUAUCCUGAUCCUGGGCAACAAGAUCGACAGACCAGAGGCCAUCAGCGAGGAGAAGCUGAGGGAAAUUUUUGGAUUAUAUGGACAAACGACAGGCAAGGGCAACAUUCCCAUGAAGGAGCUGAACACAAGACCACUGGAGGUGUUCAUGUGCAGUGUGUUGAAGAGGCAGGGCUACGGCGAGAGCUUCCGCUGGCUCUCCCAGUACAUCGACUAAAGCAGCCAAGCCCUUAACACACCGACAUCACCACCACCACCACCACCACCACCAUUGGGGGGGGCGCGAAAUCCAACCACUCAAGACGCCCACCGUCGCCACCAUCAUACUCAGCCCCAUGUUUGGUUAAUCAAGUCUGACUCCACCAUCAGAGAAACCAGUACAACUUGAUCCCAAUAGACUUUUAUUGGUCGAACAUUUGGUUCCGCACUUACAGCAUUCAUACAUGUAUGCGCACAUACACGUUCGUUUCCAUCUCUCUUUCUUGUUUUGUUCUUUUUUUUUUUUUUUAAGAGAGAAACAUAGCAUUGGUUCCACAGCAAAGGGUGUUCAAAUUCAAACGGAUGAAUCUUUUCUAUAUUGUGUCUGUCGUUUGCUGCCCUCUCUCUCCCUCCCUUCCUGCCAUCUGUUGAGUGUGAUGAUAGAUGCAUUAUAACUGUAAAUCUGUAUAUGAUUUCAUUGGUAUAUCAACAAUCCUCUCCACCUCCUUCCCCCUCCCCCCCUUCAGCUCAUUUUGAGCAAUGAGAGCAAGCAACAUAGUUGUAUACAUUGCAGUACACUUUUUUAACAGUAAAGACAUUCAUUCAACAUUGUAUUUAAUCACCGUGUUUUGGUUUGUCCUGUUUGUUUUUUUUCCCUUUGUUUUUUUUGUUUUUGUUUACAUGGUUUCAAUAAUCAAGAGUUGUGGCCACGUACUCAGCCCUCACUAUAGAUGUGUGGCUGUUUCACCCAUUUGUUAAAAUGGACCAGUGCAUUUAUCUUAGUGUAUCAGAAAUUAGAUCCAUUUGUUUAGGUUACUUGGAAGUUAAACUGUUUUUGUUCCAGGCUUCUGUCUCAUGGGCACAGAAGCACUGAAUGGAUCCAAAUAGUCAGCGGGCUCCCUUUUUAAAGAGAAGCAUGGGGUGGUAGUAUAACUAAUUGGAGGAGAUUUUUAAUAGGAAAUAAUACUGGCUAUAACUCUGGCAAGGUUUGAUGAAAUUGUGUAGAUAGCACAAUGGUCAGCUGAUGCAAAGGAAACUAUUUAAGUGAAUAAAACCUUGCAAUAAAUAGCUUCAUAAUAACAUGCAGUAAGAGACGAAGGGAGGAAUGAGGGAGGAACGGUUGUAACAUCGAGUAGUCGUCAAUAUUAGAAGUCCAUACUACAGAUGUAUUUUCCAGCUCAGAACCUUUUUACAGGGUGAAUUUAGUGACCAAGUGAAAGACACAGUCCCACAGUGGGAACAGAUAGGCCUAAGAAAGGGACCAUAUAUAUAUGAAAUGUACAUGAUCAUCGUACAUGGAUUUUGUAUUUAUAUGUGGUAUCCUUUGAUCUAUGUGCAUUACCAGAAACUAUUAUGCAUGCCUUGUUCUUUUUAAUUUUUAAUGACCAUUAUUGCAGAGUACAACAGAAGGAACGAAGAUGCCAAAAUUUACAAUGAAAGAUGAUUGUCAUGCUUUUUUUUUUUUUUUUUUUUGUUUUUGUUUUUUCUUUUUUUUUUACAGGAAACAAUGGAAUUGCGCAUAAUACACACUUUUUCUGUCCCUGUCCCUUUGUGUCUCUUUCAUUCCCUCAUGACUACGUGAUGAGCUGUUCCAACAAGGGUGGGACUUGCUGUUGUUUGCAUCAUAAAAAAUGUAAUAAAUGUUUGCAAUGAAUAACAGGCUUUAACAUUGA
Molecule: messenger RNA, 2436 nt
Organism: Stegastes partitus (bicolor damselfish)
Lineage: Eukaryota; Metazoa; Chordata; Actinopteri; Pomacentridae
Gene: sar1b
Product: secretion associated, Ras related GTPase 1B
Exons: 7
Coding region: 186-782 (198 amino acids)
Biological process (GO): intracellular protein transport
Molecular function (GO): GTPase activity; GTP binding
Source: RefSeq, a predicted model, not a curated record